GUAAUCAGCGUGGGCAGGAGAGCUGGUGAUGCUGCUCCGCCUCUGGACGGGGAUCCAGAUUAUUGACGUAAGUCCCAGGUGGAGGCGGAAAUAUCUGCAGCUUCUCCCAGACGGAGCGUCAGCGUCUGACCUGAGAGACUCGGCUGAUCACAGCAUCCGUGUUUGUAGGCUGAGUUGAAGGCCAGAAACCGGCUCAACAAGGAUUGUGCAGCUCCAUCCAGGAAUACUCCUCCCGUCACCGUGACAACUCUGAUCAAACAGCAGAGGUAACCCCUUCCAGCUGAGGUUACGUCUGAAUUUUCCUGGAAGAAGAGCCCAAGCAGCACCCUGAAUUAAUAAUGGGUAACACCAAGAGCGGCGCCAUGUCCAAGGAGAUCCUGGACGAUCUGAAACUCAGCACCAAGUUCUCAGAGGACGACUUAGUCACGUGGUACCAAAACUUCAAAAAGCAGUGUCCGACGGGCCGCAUCUCCAAAGAGGAGUUUCAGAACAUCUACAUCAAGUUCUUCCCCGAAAGCGACGCCAACACUUACGCCCAGCACGUCUUCCGCUCCUUUGACACGAACGACGACGGCACUCUGGACUUCAAGGAGUACAUCAUCGCCCUGCACAUGACGUCCACGGGGAAGACCACCAGCAAGCUGGAGUGGGCCUUCUCGCUGUUCGACGUGGACAAGAACGGAUACCUCACCAAGCCCGAGGUCACCGAGAUCUGCGCGUCAAUUUUCAAGUUGAUUCCUAAAGAUGAAGUGGAAGAUCUGCCCGACGAUGAGAACACACCGCAGAAGAGGGCGGACAAACUCUGGAGUAUCUUUGAAAAGGGAGAAAAUGAUCGAAUUGCAGAAGGAGAGUUCAUCCAGAAACUGUUGGAGGACGACGAUGCUCUCGCUCUGAUCCAGUUAGAACCUUUAAAGUAGCGGUGAUUCCUCCCCCUCCGGUCCAGAUGUUUCCCUUGUUACCCUCGAUGUGACACACCCGGAAGCACCUUCAUAAAUAAUAUAUCAUGCAGGAGGCGUAGACAAAGCCCUAUUUGAUACAUAAUCUCCUGCUUUAACUUCCCUCGUGUCACGUGUGAAUCUGUGCCGUUUGAGUUUCUCGUAGUGCAACACGCGAAAGAGUAUAGCGACAUCACAGUAGCAGUCAUUUUAAACUUUAAUUACUUCAAAUGAGCCCCCACAUACUACAAUCUGUCUCCCUUUGAAAAGACAAAAACAUCAAAUGUUAUCAAUUAUCUUCAUCAAAUGAUUUUAUUAAUUUAUUAAACCCACUUGACACAAAACAAUAAGUAUAUUUUGCAUUUUCAGUUGAGGCUACGUGCUCAUAUGAACUGAAAUAUACAGUAUGAAGUGCUUUUAAUUAUGUUGGGAACAUUCAGAAAAUAGAUAAAUUAACAAUGAAUGUGUGUGUUUUUAAAAUAAAAUAAGUUAGUACAUCUUCUGUACACCGUGACCCUGCAAAGGGGAUGGAAAAUGGAUGGAUGGAUCUCCUGUACGUUGGUUAAUAUUUCAUAUAAUGCAAAUGUUUACCUCUGUCCAUUAAGCAAUACGGUUUUCAAUAUUGUUGUUUAAUUUUGUAUUUUGGCCAUUUUUAAUUCACUUAUGUAACCCGGCCUUAAAUGUUUGAAGAUGUAGUUAAAUGGUACAGAGAAUAUAAAUAUACACAGACUGGAUAUUCCUUUACAUCAAAUUUAAUAAAUAAAACAGUGAAGUUUCAUUCAUAAUAUAAAACAAAAACAAACCUCUGAAACAAAGCUUAGACUUGUGUUAAGCAGGGAUGAGUGUCAGCAGCAUUUAUUAUUUUGCAAUUUUAUUGUCAUGAAAGCAGCACAAAGUACCUUAUUUCAUAUUACGAUAUCAGUUUCAAUUUCAUUUGAAGGACUUUUUGCAAACUUUUAGAAAGCUCUCACUGUCUCCCUGCUGCCAAUAUAAUCAGGGCUGCACAUAAUUAUUUUGGUCUGGUGCUCAGAGGAGCCCCUGGAUAUGUGACUUGGGGCUCCAAAAACACGGUGACCCGUCUCGCCGGAUCGAUAAAAGAGGGAUGCAGGAAUAAGUUAUAGGCAAAACGAUAUUUAUUCACUUAUAAAGAUGAUUGGCUCAAUAUGGUCCUUUACAAAGUUAAUUUAUUUCAAUAAUUCAACUAGAAUAUGGUGUAAAAGUUAAUUUAUUUCAAUAAUUCAACUAGAAUAUGUUGUAAAAGUUAAUUUAUUUCAAUAAUUCAACUAGAAUAUGGUGUAAAAGUUAAUUUAUUUCAAUAAUUCAACUAGAAUAUGGUGUAAAAGUUAAUUUAUUUCAAUAAUUCAACUAGAAUAUGGUGUAAAAGUUCAUUUAUUUCAAUAAUUCAACUAGAAUAUGGUGUAAAAGUUAAUCUAUUUCAAUAAUUCAACUUAAAAGGUGAAACUAAUAUAUUACCUAGUCUUAUUACAUGCAAAGCAAGAUAUGUUAAACCUUUAUUUGUUAUAAUUUUGAUGAUGGAAUUGUUUAUUGAUUUCAUAAAAUAUUCUCUAAUUUAUUUUUUAUUUGGGGUUUUCAUAAACUUUGAGCCAUAAUCAGAGAGCAGCGUCUUGCCGGUGCAGGCAGCUGCUGCUGCACGCAGUGACGGACACUGGCUGAUUUAUGGUUCCGCGUUACACCAACGCAGAGCUUACGGGGUAGGAUACGCGGGAGCGCGAACGUACGGUGCGCGUCGCCGCGUAACAUCAUGCAGCCGCUUCUCAACACACAUUUUCUGUUUCUAUCCACGGGUAGUGGUUCAGUUUGGCGUCUCUUUGUAGUUGGUGGUGGUGGAAUGCCAGAAUAAUUACUUAAUGGCGCUUGCUUCUUGGACAUUUUGUUGAGACGUGUCGCGGUUUGUUCAGUAAAGCUGAUGCUUACCUCUCUCCCUGCGCAAUCCACCACAGCAACGGACGCGCUGUGAUUGGCCAGUACCAACUUUGAGUGGGAGUUCUGGGGAAAAGCUCUCCCAAUAGAUUUUUUAAUAUUAGUAUUCUGGUCUGGCCACAACCAAUAAUAUGAGCCCCAGCUGUUGGUACGCAAAAGCGCUUAGCAGCACAAGAUUGACAGCGCACUGUGGAUUUUGACGGCGCAUGCGCUCUGGCGGCCCACUUAUGUGCAGCCCUGAAUAUAAUCCAAAUAUAUUCAAAGCAACUUUGUUGGCAGUCUCUGGUGUUCAGAGGCAGCUAAGAAACUCUUAACAGUUAUGGUUCAUGAGAAGGGGAGAGAGUUACGCAGCAAGAACCCAAACAAGAGCAAAUAUUGGACAAAAAUCAUUAAAGGAACUCAAUUUCCACACUUUGGGGCUAUGAAUUACAAAAGUUCCUUUUUGCCACUUUUAAACUACUGUAUGUGGGUAGUUUGCUUGACUCACACUAAAGCCAUGUUUUAAGGAGGAUUUGCUUGACGCAGCACUUCAACAAUCCAACAAUUUCAACUAGUUUGGAAUCAGAUCCAAAGACCAACAGCAUAUUAGCCGCCUGUGUGAGUUACAACGACAGAACACGGCGUCCGACACAAACUAUGACAAAUGUGUGUUCAGUGUUUGCACAUUGAAGUUUAUCAUUGAAAGUGUAAUGUUUAUCAUAUGUUUAAUGUUUAUUGUAAUAAUUUGUCAUGCAAUAAACAACAAAGUACAACAGAUGGCUCUACUUUUUGUGUAA
Messenger RNA from Cololabis saira (Pacific saury), 3652 nucleotides. Its product is annotated as recoverin-like. NCBI's taxonomy places the organism in Eukaryota, Metazoa, Chordata, Actinopteri, Beloniformes, Belonidae. The coding region runs from base 339 to 917 and encodes 192 amino acids. The transcript is spliced from 4 exons. The record is from RefSeq and is a predicted model, not a curated record. Gene Ontology annotation, molecular function: calcium ion binding.